Molecule: messenger RNA, 3872 nt
Organism: Leptopilina heterotoma
Lineage: Eukaryota; Metazoa; Arthropoda; Insecta; Hymenoptera; Figitidae
Gene: H
Product: protein hairless
Exons: 4
Coding region: 996-2195 (399 amino acids)
Source: RefSeq, a predicted model, not a curated record
UAGGUACUGUAGCCAAAACAACAACAACAUCCAUGUUUUUGAUGUCGAUGUCUUACUACCACCACCAAUCUGGAUUGCGAUGAGAAAUGACAAACUGUGAUAGCUAACUGAGGGACGGAAAUCGUUGUUUUUUUUGCCGCGAGUGCACGAAAAUUACAUGAAAUUCAAGGAUGGACAUACGGUUUUUAAUCUCAUAGCGAACUGAAGAAAAAUCCCGCAAGUAUUUUACCACUGCAACUAAACACAUGUGUCGGCUUAACCGACUAUUUUCGAUUCCUCAAGUGCUACUGUCAACCACUGCCGUAAUCGCUGCCAGAAAAUUAAAUACUUUGCAUUGUCUGCCAAAGAAAUCCUUCGUCGGUCUAUGACAUGUAGUAAAAAAGCUCUCCUCAUCUCGACGCCUCGUCCACAGUUUCCAUAAUACGAUGCACUUUUUUCCAUACCAAUUAACUAGACAGUGCGUGGGUGGGUAGACAUCCAACAAGACCGAACCACUCCACUCAACUGCUAACUUUCCGACUUUUCGUCAUUAGUCAUCGGAAUUCAAUUUUUUACUUGAAAUUCAUUGCUCCUAUUGCGAAAAUUAAUGUCCAUCUGAUUUGCUAUCAAGACUGAUUGCAAGAUUGCAACUUUUUCCGAUCGACAGCUUGGACUAUAUCAAUUGCUACGAUUUCUUCCUACGACCUCCUUCAGUCCAGAAUUUCAACUUUAUUCCAGAAAUAUUGUUUUUGAUGACAACCUUUAAAAAUUUUACGCACACAAAAUCUGCUUCCAAGAUAUUUGUCUUCCACGAUCGUUUAUCAAGAAUAUAACAUAUUUAUUUAAUUGAAGAUUUUCUGGACGUUUCUGGCGGAAGUUUAAAAUGCUCUGGUUUAUUAGUACCCUAUAAAAUUAAAAGAAAAUUCUAAACGAGAAAGCUGGUUUGCUUUCAUAAAAAAUAAACCGAAAUAUGAGAGGUUGUUGUUGUGGAGAAUGGGUUGCAGUGGGGUGUCAGUAUGCGUGAGAAGUCAGAAUGUCAAACUCACGCAAGUCACGUGAGGGGCACAACAGAAAUGUGCUCACGUGAUCCUCCUGUUCUGCACCCAGCCCUUACUAAGGCUAAUUGUAAAACUUCUAAUCUUCAAUCAACUCAUCACAACGAUUCAAGCUCUGAUAGUAACGUUCUACCAACUCCUGGUGGCCGACUUAAGUUUUUCAAAGAUGGAAAGUUUAUUCUUGAGUUGUCCCACCGCAGAGAUGGUGAACGUACCACUUGGUUUCCUGUACCGAAAAAGACAUUCUGGCCUCCUGCAAGCACAACUCCAAACAGACAGGAGAGUUCUACGUCACUUAGUGUUUCAGACGACAACUCAUCAGUUCAGUCCAGCCCAUGGCAAAGAGACCAUUGUUGGAAACAAAGUAAUCCAAGACGCAGUGUGUCUACUGAAUUCAACUUUUACUUUCGCAGACACCCUAGAAAACGCCUUUGCAUGCAUCCACGUUUGAUAGCCAAAAAACGAAGGCAACCAUUUGAAAGUGGAACAUUACAUCUGGGUCUCGAAACAGUUUUUGGCUUCUCAAAACGAACAUCACCUAAAACUAACGGUGUUGCGACUGGUAGGACUCUAAACUUAAUUAUCGAGAAGCUUUUGCGACUUUUAGAUCCAAACGUUAUUUCACCUCGAAAGCGAAUUCUACGCGAACUAGAAAGAGUGACUCUCGAAGAUCAAGCAUCAAAGCGUCGUGCAACGCCGCAACCACCAAAUAAGACAACUAAUAUAUCAACACCGUCAGUUCAAUCUCCGAAACAAUUAUCAUCAUACAGCAUAACAAGUAUUUUAGGUGAAGACAAACCAAGCACAGAACCGGGUUUUUUAAGAACUUUACUUAAACCGGAGGACCAACAAUCAAUUAUAUCCAAGUAUUCGUCUAAUCAACCUCACCCGUCGGCUAGAGUUGACCCAUUCAUCGCUUCCGGUAACUCUAUGCAUCAUCCUCUCUACGGAUUACCCUUGCUGCCUCCUGGAACUUACAGGGCUCCAUUGUGGGUGCACUAUUCACCUCCCGUCCAAUAUCCACCUCCGAUGUCACUCUACGCACCGCCACCCCAUCCAUCGUCACCACCAGCGUUGGUUCACCAUUAUAAAGACUACAGGGAACAAACUCUCACACCUCCUUCAGAUAUGCCUCUGAAUCUAUCGAAGCAUGCGGGUUGAAUCUCAGGAUUCCAAAAGUCGGUGCCUUAUUUUUGGACAAAACUACAUAAUUACUCACCAUGCAACGACCAUGCGAUAUAUUAGUAUUUUUUUAUUCAUAAUAAAUAAAUAUGUAGAAGCUAGGGAUUUACAAUUGGAUUUUUGUAAAUACAGAUUAAAAUAACGUCACCAUCAGUAUAUAGAACUUAUUACUUUUAUAGAAUAAAUACAUGAAUCUAGUAGUAUUAUACACAGAGAAAUGAAGUAAACAAAAAUGCAAUAACGAAGUAUGUUGUCUAAAAGAACGUUUUAAUUUUAGUGUUACAUAUAAGCCCUCCAAUUUUUCAUUUUUCCAAUUUAGGUAUAACAAAAUUUCUAUUGGAAAAAUUUAUGGAUUUUUUUUUAACGACGAACGUAAGAAAUGACGACACCUUUGAAAGCAAUUUUUUAUUUUACUUGUCGUUUAAGAGUUAGAAAAUAUUUAAUUCUAUUUUUAAUUAUUUAGGAUAUUUUUUAUACAUUAACUCAGUCGACGCAAGUAAAUUUUUUUAUAUGUACGCAAGCAAUCUUAAAAUUUUUAAAUUUUCAGAUUUUUACUGCAGUGAAUGCAUUAGAUAUUUUAUUCAAAACGAAGUCAGUAUUAAUUCAAUUGUAAAAAGUAUAUAAUAGACUUUUGUGUAACAGUCGUCAUAUUGAACUUAAACAUUUGAUUCAUGAAAAUUAAUGAAUUAUUGCCAAACUUUUUUAUAUAUGUAUGAAAAUAUAUUUUUCUUACAUCUACUGUUCUAAAAAAAUCCACAAAAUUCUUGUACAAAUUUUUUUCAUUUAUUUUUUAAAUUUUGGCUAAGAUGUGACAUUUUUUUUGUUUUGUUUUAUGAAAAAAAAAUUAAUAGGUACUGUUGAAUGGAUGUAUCUCUUUAUCCAUACGCGUUAUCUUGUUAUUUCUAUCUAUUAAUAUUCUUAUUAUUAUUAUUAUUAUUAUUAUUAUUAUUAUUAUUAUUAUUAUUAUUAUUAUUAUUAUUAUUAUUAUUAUUAUUAUUGUUACACAAUUACGAUUAUUCAUUUUUUUUGAAAAAUCGUUUAAAAAGGCUUAGGAUUAUGUACAGAAAGGAUAUUAGCUAAAAUUUUAUUGCCUAUUAUAAAAUUGUAAAACAAACUAAUUUUUAAUUCAUCAAGCAAUAACUUUAACGCUUGAUAUAAUUAUUUAUACAUUGAUAAAAGAAAUUAAAGAAAACCUACAAUUGAAAAAGAGAAGUGUGUAUGUCUUUAUGAAUGAAAGAGAGAAAGGGAGAGAAUAAGAAUGAGAGACUUUGUUUAAAAGAAACCAUAAAAUAGAAAACUGUUUAUGAAAAUAUAUUGUACACAAAUCUAUCAAAGUUAUUAUUAUUUUCAUUAUUAUAAUUAUUUUUAUUCCAUAAUCAUGUACAUAUACUAAAAUAUGAAUUCGUAUUGCUUACUCACAUCAAAAUCUCUCACCUGAACUUGUCAUAUUAUUUAAUAUAAGUUAAAUAAAUUGUAUUCUGUUAGUGAAAAGGAAAAAACAAAAUUUAAGCAAUAUACAUACUCUUUACUUUAUAAAAGGUUAAAAAUAACAUUCACUUUUGAAUAUAAUUUAUAAAGUUUUCCGAACUGUAUGAAUGUGGGGGAGCAGUUGUAUAGAAAAGACUAAUUUCUUAAAUAUAAUUAUUUCAUAUACUA